Molecule: messenger RNA, 2024 nt
Organism: Physeter macrocephalus (sperm whale)
Lineage: Eukaryota; Metazoa; Chordata; Mammalia; Artiodactyla; Physeteridae
Gene: MRPS10
Product: mitochondrial ribosomal protein S10
Exons: 6
Coding region: 1116-1736 (206 amino acids)
Cellular component (GO): mitochondrial small ribosomal subunit; mitochondrion
Source: RefSeq, a predicted model, not a curated record
AAUUAAGUUUCAUUUGUACUAAACUGUUAUUCUCAUCUUUAACGUAUUUUUCAGGAUCCUAUUGAGCUUCCAGUUUCUCAGGUUACACUUUUAAAUCUCGGGAAAACUUAAGAAAAAAACGAGUGGCAAAUGUGUAUUACAUACAAUACCAUAGGUUUCCUACAACUAGAAAUUAUGUUCCACCAGGGGAAGCUGACAGUAAGGAUUUGGAAACGCUGUAUUGUUGCAGUAUGAGGCACAGUAGUGGUAUAUAAGAUGGGUGUAAAUUCCAAUGUGUAUUUCAACUUACUUAUAAAAUUAGACGUUUAUAAGCUAGUUGUCUCAGCCAAGCCAGGAAAUAAAUAUGCUGAAAAAGGUGUAUGAGAGCUUCAAAGAAGGGUACUUUAGAAUUCUUAUUCCAGUUCCAUAAAUUAAAUUAUAAAGAUGCUUUUGUUUAAUGCUAGAAAAUAUUUAAGUAAAAGAAGUAUUAUGUUGAAAUAUAUUUAAUCUGUUUUAAAAAAUGGGAAAAUGAAGUCACAUGUUUUCUUCCUUGAUGUCUGCAUAUUUAAUUCAUAGCUGUUAAUGUGAGAAUUGUUUUUUUAAAAAAGUUCUUGUUCCUGGGCUUCCUUGGUGGUGCAGUGGUUAAGAAUCUGCCUGCCAGUGCAGGGGACACGAGUUCGAGCCCUGGUCUGGGAAGAUCCCACAUGCUGUGGAGCAACUAAGCCCAUGUGCCGCAACUGCUGAGCCUGCGCUCUAGAGCCCGCGAGCCACAACUACUGAGCCCAUGUGCCUAGAGCCCGUGCUCCGCAACAAGAGGAGCCACCACAAUGAGAAGCCUGUGCACCACAACGAAGAGUAGCCCCCGCUCGCCGCAAAUAGAGAACGCCCACACGCAGCAACGAAGACCCAACGCAGCCAAAAAUAAAUAAAUAAAAUAAAUAAAUAAAUAAAUAAGUUCUUGCUCCUGAGCUUUAAAAAAUAUAGUCUCUAGUAUUUUGAGAGUCCUUUUUGAUUAUCAACUCUACCACUGUCCUCUUUUUUUAAAAUCUAAUUUGGCAAUUUAGUUACCCCAAUAUCUUCAUCUAAAAUAAUGAGAUAGCCUGUUAUUUGAAGCAUCCUGCAUCUUUUGGGUUUUAAUGGAAACUAUGAAUGGUUUGGGAAUUGAUUUUAAUUCUAACACACAUCUCCCUCUUUUUAAGGGUUCGAGGAAUUUUUCUGUAUGCAGUUCCAGGAGCAGUACAGCCAAAAGUGGUGGCCUUCUUCUCAGCACCAAUAUGAAGUGGGUACAGUUUUCAAACCUACACAUUGAUGUUCCCAAGGAUUUGACCAAGCCUACGAUAACCGUUUCUGAUGAACCAGACACGUUAUAUAAGCGCCUAUCGGUUUUAGUAAAAGGCCAUGAUAAGGCUGUAUUGGACAGUUAUGAAUAUUUUGCAGUGCUUGCUGCUAAAGAACUUGGUAUCUCUGUUAAUGUACAUGAACCUCCAAGGAAAAUAGAGCGAUUUACUCUUCUCAAAUCAGUGCAUAUUUUCAAGAAGCACAGGGUUCAGUAUGAAAUGAGAACACUUUACAGAUGUUUAGAGUUAGAACAUCUCACUGGGAGUACAGCAGAUGUCUACUUGGAAUAUAUUCAGCGAAACUUACCUGAAGGAGUUGCCAUGGAAGUUACAAAGACAAAAUUAGAACAGUUACCAGAACACAUCAAGAAGCCAAUUUGGAAAACAAUACCAGAGGAAGAAGAAGAAAGCAAGUCAUGAAGUCUCAGAGUGACCACUUGUGCUGGGAUGUGAAGUGAGCAUGUCAAGUGGAGUGAGUCUCCAGUGAAGACACUCUCAAGUCACCCUGACUGCUCUCCUGAGGCCGCACGGCCUGAUCGGUAGAAAGCAGGGAUUGGAAGUUUACGAUACACCAGACUAUUGUGCAGGAACCACUUUAUCUAUUCUUUUAUACAUGUCAUUGUUUCAGUUCGGAUUUUAACAAAUGUGAGCAAACCAUUUGGACCACUCUGUACCAAAACAGUCAAAUUCAUAUUUUGUUAUUCCACU